This is a messenger RNA of Owenia fusiformis, 2229 nucleotides long. NCBI's taxonomy places the organism in Eukaryota, Metazoa, Annelida, Polychaeta, Sabellida, Oweniidae. The record is from the annotation of a GenBank genome assembly.
GGUCAGACAGCACUACACAGGGUGGCUCAACAAGGGAACAUGCAGGCCUGUAGACUCCUACUCUCAUAUGGUCUAGAUUCAUCCAUAGUAUCACUACAGGGAUACACAGCUGCCCAGCUUGCCCCUGACAAUAUUGCAAAAAUGCUUAGAGAUGACCCACCCACUAGUAGCUCUGAUGUGGAUAUCCAACUUCUUGAAGCAGCAAAGGCAGGUGAUAUGGACAUUGUGAAGAAGUUGGUCUCAUCUCACCCUCUGGCUGUGAAUUGUCGAGAUUUAGACGGUCGUCAUUCUACGCCUUUACACUUUGCUGGUGGUUAUAAUCGCGUCGCUGUAGUCGAACACCUACUACAACAUGGUGCAGAUGUACAUGCUAAAGACAAAGGGGGUCUAGUUCCACUACACAAUGCUUGCUCUUAUGGCCAUUAUGAGGUGACCGAGCUACUAAUUGAACAUGGGGCAGGAGUGAAUGUAGCUGACCUCUGGAAGUUCACACCUCUACAUGAGGCAGCUGCUAAAGGAAAAUUUGAAAUCUGUAAACUCUUACUUAAACAUGGUGCAGAUCCUAACAAGAAGAAUCGUGAUGGCAACACACCACUAGAUCUAGUCAAAGAAGGAGACAAUGAUGUAGCUGACCUAUUAAGGGGAGAUGCAGCUCUUUUAGAGGCAGCUAAGAAAGGCAAUCUUGCCAGAGUACAAAAAUUAUCAACCCAAGAGAAUAUUAACUGUCGUGAUUCGCAGGGGAGGAACUCUACACCACUGCAUCUUGCAGCUGGCUACAACAAUGUGGAGGUGGCAGAGUUCCUACUGGAGAAUGGUGCAGAUGUUAAUGCUCAAGACAAAGGAGGUCUAAUCCCACUACACAAUGCUUCCUCAUAUGGUCAUGUAGAUAUAGCAGCUCUCUUGAUAAAGUUCAGCACAUGUGUCAAUGCAGUGGAUAGAUGGGGGUUCACUCCGCUCCACGAAGCAUCGCAGAAAGGUCGUACCCAGCUAUGUGCAUUACUCCUAGCCCAUGGUGCUGACCCCACCCUGAAGAACCAGGAGGGACAGACCCCACUUGAUCUCACAUCUGCAGAGGAUGUAAGGGCAUUGUUAUCAGAUGCGAUGCCUCCACUCUCUGCGCUUACUAUCUCCACACAACCCAGUGCCACUUCAACACCAAAAAUCUCAUCCUCAAGCAAUCUCAUACGAUCGGGCAGCUUAGACCAUUUGGUUGGAGCGGUAGGUGGCGCUGGUAUCGGUGAUGGGUGUGCUGAGCGUACCAUGGCUGAAGGUGCUCUCAGUGGGAACCUAGAUACAGUCACAAUAGGUGCUUUCUUGAAUGGUCUCGGCCUGGAUCACUUGAAGGAAAUAUUUGAACGUGAGCAGAUCACAAUGGAUAUCCUGGCAGAGAUGGGUCAUGAUGAACUAAAGGAGAUAGGAAUUAAUGCUUAUGGACAUAGACACAAAGUCCUUAAAGGGGUGGAGAAGCUGAUCAGUGGGGGAACUACUACCCAGCUGCUGGUGAAUGCCCCUGGGGCUAGCACAUCGGGCACCAUGCUUAUUGACCUUUCGCCUGAUGACCCAGAGUACAUAUCAGUGGAAGAACAGAUUCAGUCAACUAUAAGGGAACACAAGGACAAUUGCGGAGGUGUCUUCUCACGAUACAACAUCAUAAAAAUACAAAAGAUAAGGAACAAAAAACUUUUAGAAAAAUACAGUCAUCGGAAAAAGGAGGUUGCAGAAGAAAAUCAUGGCCACGAAAAUGAAAAACUUUUAUUCCACGGAUCUCCUUUUAUCAAUGCUAUAGUUCACAAAGGCUUUGAUGAGAGACAUGCUUAUAUUGGAGGCAUGUUUGGAGCAGGUAUUUACUUCGCUGAGAAUUCUUCAAAGAGUAACCAGUAUGUGUAUGGUAUAGGUGGCGGCACUGGAUGCCCUGUCCAUAAAGAUAGAUCGUGCUACACUUGUCACAGACAACUAGUCUUAUGUAGGGUGGCGUUAGGUAAAUCUUUUCUCCAGUUCAGUGCAAUGAAGAUGGCGCAUGCUCCCCCAGGACACCACUCUGUCAUCGGGCGCCCCAGUGUGGGGGGACUCACAUUUGCGGAGUAUGUUGUAUAUAGAGGAGAACAGGCUCUACCAGAACAUUUGAUCACUUACCAGAUUGCCAGACCAGAUAUUUCAGACAUUCUCAGCUCAUAGGAUUAUCAUAUGUACCACAAACAUCCAGAUAUAAUUAUGGAAGAUUCUUAGCUU